Epinephelus moara (kelp grouper) is the source of this 9083-nucleotide messenger RNA. RefSeq names its product mitogen-activated protein kinase kinase 5 (gene map2k5). The coding region runs from base 319 to 1668 and encodes 449 amino acids. NCBI's taxonomy places the organism in Eukaryota, Metazoa, Chordata, Actinopteri, Perciformes, Serranidae. Gene Ontology annotation, biological process: protein phosphorylation. The transcript has 22 exons. The record is from RefSeq and is a predicted model, not a curated record. Gene Ontology annotation, molecular function: protein binding; ATP binding; protein kinase activity.
GAAACGCUGUUGGAGCAGUUGUGUUUCCCUCAAAACUAGCUUCAUGGCUAAAUAUGUCACGUAACUAAACAUAAAACUUUGCCUCAGACAGCGGGCGCACAUAUAUCUACCGCUAAAGCUAAACCUCUCAUACGGUUAUGACGUGACCGUUAACCGACCCCGCGUUUGUAACGUUUUUCAAUCCUCCGCAUCACUUGAGAAAAGUGUCUGUACUGAGCAGGAUGCUAGCAUGUGUCGUUAGCAAACCACUGCAGGAAAUUAGCUCGUUAGCUUAGACAGCCAGCCAGGUAUUAGUAUGAGGCUUCAUGCUUCCUCUUUAUGCUCAUACUCGAUUUAAAUAAGCCGUGCGAAAUGGACACCGAGGCGAUAGUGAUCCGCAUCAAGACGCCGUCAGGGGACAUGGACUCGGCCGUUGACUGUCCAUCUCUUCUCAACUUCAAUGACUUGCUGGUCGCCAUCAGAGAUGUGAUGCCUGAAGCCACUGUCACAGCAUUUGAAUAUGAAGACGAGGUGGGGGACAGAAUCACUGUAAGAAGUGAUGAAGAACUUAAAGCCAUGUUGUCAUAUUACUUCAACACAAUGAAUGAACAACGCAUGAAUGGACUGCUGCCGGACCCUCUACAGAUUUUUCCACGAGCCGGCAAGACUCCAGGGAUCCGGAACAUACAUGGCCUGAAGGUUAAUACAAGACCUAACCCAGGCAAUGACUGCACCCAUGUUGUCCCAGACUCCAUGGCCAACAACAGCUUAAAAAAAUCAUCUGCUGAGCUGAAGAGGAUCCUGACAAAUGGGCAGAUAAAUGCCCAAGAUAUCCACUAUCAAGAGCAGCUUGGCCAUGGAAACGGAGGCACAGUCUACAAAGCGUACCAUCUUCCUAGCAAGCGGGUAUUAGCUGUCAAGGUCAUUCCCUUGGAUAUCACGGUGGAACUACAGAAGCAGAUCAUGUCAGAAUUAGAAAUACUCUACAAGUGUGAUUCACCCUACAUCAUCACUUUCUUCAGUGCCUUUUUUAUCGAGAACAGGAUAUCCAUAUGCACAGAAUUUAUGGACGGUGGGUCUCUGGACGUGUACAAAAGAAUUCCAGAGCACGUCCUGGGGAGGAUCGCAGUUGCAGUAGUCAAAGGCCUGACCUAUCUGUGGAGCCUGAAGAUACUUCACAGAGAUGUCAAGCCUUCCAAUAUGCUGGUGAACACCCGAGGACAAGUCAAGCUCUGUGACUUUGGUGUCAGCACACAGUUGGUGAACUCUAUUGCCAAAACGUACGUGGGAACAAACGCAUACAUGGCACCGGAGAGGAUAUCAGGAGAACAGUAUGGGAUCCACGCAGAUGUCUGGAGUGUGGGAAUCUCUUUCAUGGAGUUGGCGUUAGGAAUGUUCCCCUAUCCACAGAUCCAGAAAAACCAAGGAUCUUUAAUGCCUCUCCAGUUACUGCAAUGCAUCGUUGAUGAGGAUCCUCCAGUUCUUCCAGUCGGCCAGUUCAGUGAGAAGUUUGUCCACUUCAUAACUCAGUGUAUGCGACGGCAACCCAAAGAGAGGCCUGCCCCUAAUAACCUCAUGGAUCACGCCUUCAUCAUACAGUUUAAUGAUGGUAAUGCAGAGGUGGUGUCGAUGUGGGUCUGUCGCUGUCUGGAGGAGAGACGAGCUCAGCAGGCUCAGGGACACGUCUGACACCCUCCUGCUGUCCGCCCAGGAUGGACCAGGACGUUUGAUCCCAAACCUUGAACACUUAUCAAAGGCUUCAGGGUCAAGUACGUCCACAUGCACUGUACAAGUGACUCGAUGUACACGGACAAAAAUCACUAGAUGUUACAAACUUUAUGUGAGUAAUUCUUUAUUUAACAGCACUUGUGCGUCGUGACAAUGAAGAGCUCACAUCUUCUGAACUUUGCUUCUUAAUCUCUGCAUCCAAAAAGUGCACAGACGUCUGCGCUUUCUUUCUAACGUGGGUCUCCAUCCACAGCUUCGUCCCCGCGUUUUUUGAGAGUAUACAGAAAUGCAGUGAGCACAUCACGGCCUGAUGAAUGGAGAUAAAAUGGUCCCGAUUUAAAGGAUCAGUGACAAGAAACAACUUCAAAGCAUCAGACUGCAAUACGCUGUCAGAGCAACGCUCUGUUUCUGGGAUGGUAUCUCAAAUAACCGUCUUGUGCUUUACUGUUGACAGCCCUCUAUUGAAUGUUUAAGGUUUUUGCCUGUGAGUAAUAGCCCAUGUGUGUGCCUGUUUUUCCAGUGGUGUAAUUUAUUACCUCAGAAAACUUAUAUUGUCACUGUAUUAGCAGAACUUUCCCCAACAGAUUACCUGUUUAAUUUCUGGACUAAAACAUUUGUAUCCAGUUAUAUCCUAAUCUUAUGAGGUCAGGGUAUUAAAAGAAUACUUCACCUGCUAAAUUAUAAUUUGUAUAUAAAUUACUCACUGCGUGUUACAUUGAAUUUGUAAAGAAAACGUUUUUCUGCUAUGCUAAGUCAAACAUUCUUCAUGUAAAUGGGGACCAUGUUUGACAACAGCAACACUAUAUCAAAACAACUGUUUACAAACUCUAAAGCGGGAUUUAUACUUGUGUGUCUGCUUUAUGCAGAGCCUACGCACAUGGCCUACACCGUUGUGAGCAUUUUUACUUGUGCGGUGGUGUAUCUGUGUCAUUCUGCCGUUACACCUCCAAAAUACAAGUCGGCGGCAGAGGUUUCUGUUAAGUGCUGUGAAGUUGAGUUGAUUUAGUUGAAACACAUUAAACAUGGCUUAAUGAAGUCGAUUUCAAACCCAAGUACACAAAUCAGCUUCACUAUAACUCACAGCAUUCACAGACAAAGCACUCUUUUGCUGGACAAAUUUUCCCACAAAUACAACAUGCUAAUGUUUUUAGCACAAGCCUAUGGCGUUUUACAUACAAUUAGCCUAGCGGCUAGGGGACUUUUCCUCUACUCAUAUGAAGCCAGGGACAACAACAACUUUUAACAAAGGUAACUUUACAAAAUUCAGGUCCAUUACAACUCACAAGGUUCACUGACAAAAAGGACUGUCUUUCCUGAACACGUUUUCCAAACAAAUUUAACAUGCUAACGUUAUUAGCACAAACUUAUGGCAAUUUAAAGUGUAUAAAUUAGCCUAGCAGAGAGUUCCUCUACUCCUAUGAAGCCAGGAUAAAUAACACACAAGACUUAUAAUGCUAUUUUAGUGGAGGCUUUAUUGUCUUCACAAUUUAUUGUUUCUUAUCUGUAAAAUUAAGGCAAAUAAAAGCUUCAUUUCCACUGAGGGAAAUGGUUUCAGCUUACAAAAACAGACAGGAGGUCUGCAUCGCUGUGACAUGUUACAUUUCUGGGGAGGCGCACAUCACGGCGUAGGGUACGGCUUCGAUUCAACACAGAAGUAUAAAACUCGUGUAGUAUAAUCCAAAUCACAUUUAUUCAGUUAUAUGCUCAGUACUUCCCGAAAACAUGCAUUUUCGCCAAGACAUUACUAUAAAAAACACUUCUGCCUAUUUGGCAGUGCAUGAGACUGUUUGUACUGAUGUGUUAAAUGUUUUAGUAAAAAUAAGUACUGAGAUUACGACUGGAUUAAUGAGACUUGGAUUAUACUGCACGAGUUGUGUGAACAGAUGCUUUUAUAGUUUUUCUGUCAUUAAACAUGGUCGCCUUUUACUUCAAUUCAUGAAGAAUGUUCACCUUUUUUGAUUCUCCAUUCACUGAGGAGGCGUGCCAGAAAUUUUUCUUCACAGUUCAAAGUAACAUGCAGUGAAUAACUGAUAUACAAAUGGUCACUUUGCAGGUGAAAUAUUCCUUUAAGUGGAUACAAAGCUCUGUUUGUCUUCAAGUGGUGUUUAGGUGAACAAAGAGCCUGCAGUAUCACUGAGUUUGAAGCAGCUCUGCAGUUUUCCAGAGUGCAAUGAAAAAUUGACAUGCAACGUUUCUUGGUUCUUUAGCUUAUGACCAAACAAAUAAUUCUUCAGACUCAUCUGGACGAACCAGGGUUUCUUUCCAUCUAGGUUUUUAGUUUUAACUGGGUUGCACAUCUUUAACUUCUUUUUGCACGGACACACCUGACAUUGAAUGCCACUGAGUGACCUGUUGGAAAGGAAAUUAUGCUGAAGAAGUUCUUCAGUUUCAUUCAGCAGCUAUUUGUUUUUCUGAAAAUCCAUAAGAAUAAGAGACGAUUGACAAGAAGAGAAACAUAACAGAAACCAUAUCUCUUCCUCCCUGUAUAAACCAACACAAGUUUUUGUUUUAUCCACUUUCUCUUUACUUUAGAAAGAUAUAUCGUGUACUAUACAGAAAGUAUGUUGUUUUAUUGGAUUGCCAAAUGAGAUCAGUUGAUAUGCUGAAGAGGGAAAACAUUAAUGCAGUGCACUUAACACCAAAGACCACUGACGAUCCAAAUGGUGAAUCAUACAUAUCUCUCAUGACUGAGGCAAACAUAAUGGGUGAAGUGACUAAAGUGAUUCGUUUUGGCAAGGUCCUCAUGUGCAGCUGUAUAAAUGUGCAGAGCUCAAGUGCAAUUAAAGAUUAUUUUUAUUGGCAUUUUGCCUUUAUUGACAGGACAGAAGGUGAAAUGGGGAGACAGAGAGUGGGGACUGACAUGCAGCAAAGGGCUGCGAGCCAGAUUCAAACCUGCGGCCGCUGCAGCAAGGCAAUGCCUCUGUACAUGGGGCGCCGGCACUAUCCACUAUGCUACCGACGCCCCAAGUGCAAUUAAAUAUAAUUUCUCCCACAAAGGAAGCAGUAAAUGCACCCUACAGUGACAUGUUGUGUACAGUGUGAACAUCGCUGGAAACGAAUGUAACGGUAGUAUAUCAGCGCAACAGAAAAGGCUUAAAGCACCAGUUUAUUAUACGUGUGGUGAGUAGUUUCUUCAGUACACUGUUCAAUGUGCUUUUGUCCUCUGUAACAAUGAGGAGACACAUGGAUGGUAGAAUUUAAUCACUGGCCUCUUGACUGAAAAUCAUCGCAAACUGAAAACACAUUUGUUUUUUGUAGAACCAAACAUCGUGUCAUUCAUAAUUUGGGAACUCCUUAAGAUAUCUUACAGUUUUACAUUACCAAGCCCUCAGCCGGUCUAUUGCUUUCAUCAUUUUGAUUAUUAAGUAUGUGAUUUCCAGAAUAGGUGUUUCAUUUAGCAUUUCUGCUACUUGAGUAACAUUUACUUUCAUCAAGAACUGACACGACUCCAGAUAGGAAAGAGAAGGAAUACUGUAUGUGUAGGGAAUCCAAAGCUGUGUCCCAGCUCCAUACUACAUACUGAUUCCUGUAUGUGCUGCAUGUAUGUAUGCAUGAAAUAAUUAGCAUACUGAAAGAUGCAAAUAUGGAUAAUAAAUUUGCCUGAUUUUUUUGUGAUCUUGAUGGUCACUGUUGACCCACAUUGCAAUGUUAGAAAACUAUUGGAAGAUUGUGGUGCUGCAGCUCGAGAAACAUCUUUAAAACAAUAAAUCCAAUUUCGCAAUUCAAAAAAAAAGCUUUGGGCCCUGAUCACACAGAAAGCUUUUUAGCAGCUGGAGGGGCCUUUUUGCAAAAAAAUUUGAAAAAAAAAUUAAACUCAAAGCGGAAGAACGCCCCACGUCAUCUCUCUUUCAUCAUCUUUUUUCCCUUUGUCCAGUUGGAUGAUUUGAGAGGCAGGCCAUCUGUGGUGGUCACGACAACAAGUUUACUAGCCUCUUACACAGACACUGAUGACGUCAGCACGCUGGCUGACUCUGUCGUCUGUGGACAUUUCCCAUAGGAAAGUUGUAAUAGAACUAGCGCUGGCUCCCAGCAGCAGUGAUGUGAUUGGAUCCAAAUCUGUGUACUUCCGUACUUCCUCGACCAACGGCUGAUUAGCUUUGCCUUACACCCGCCUACACCGGAAUUGCUGUUCCCUGAAUUGUUGUCCGUAGUACAAGAGAAAAGGAAGUGUUCAGUGCAUCGCAAGAAGAGAUUAAAAUUGAUAUGAUUUAUUUGGUUCAGCUAUAUUGCAGAGCUGCAACGUCCACAAGAUUGGAGAAAUUAAGGAUUUACAGCGUGCCGUACCUAUGGCAACGCCGUCACGUGGUCUGGAUAUCCCCGCCCAUUUCUGUUACAAAACAAAAGAUGAAUGUCCCCAGAGUCCCAUUCCGAAGUAAGGGAAGCUGGUCACGCGAGACUACAAGUUUACAGUUGGUAAACAAUGGAGGAGAAACUGGUCGCAGCAGUUGCUGGAUACCCAGAGCUAUAUGGCCCCACGAUAGACAGCAGGAUGUCAAACUGCCCCCGAGUCAUCCUAAAAUAUGCCUGGAAACAGCCAGCAACGAGGAGAAGCUCCUGGACCAACUGGUGGUGAUCCCUGUCAUCCACCCUCUUUUUAAGGGUCUUGUGCACCCGCACAGAACUUCGUUUCCCUGUGCCCGACAAACUUUUAACUGACAGCCUCUCACCCUCAACCAGAGCUACAGACAGUUCCCUCUGCCUCAACAUUUUAGGCACUACAUACUGAUCACUGUCUUCUAAAUAAAAUAAAUAAAGUGCGGCAGUGCAGCACACCUCGCGUUUCCAACCUGCAAAAUGCUUUCUGUGUGAUCGGGGCCUAACUCAGGGUCAACUCGAGGCUUUUUCUGCAAACCAUGGGUACGUUAAAUUUGUGCAUUAUUUUGUUAUGGAUAUGUUGAAACUUCACCUUUCUCAACAAUGCUGUGGCGAAGUCAUGGUUAGGUUUAGGCACAAAAAUCACUUGGUUAUGAUUGGAGAAUCAUAUGAUUGGGGAAUCAGCCACAAUGCUGAAAACACUGGUGGAAACAUCAUGAAGGGUUGCUAAAAAACAACAGAUCUGUUGUUUGUUGGUUUUGAACAGUUGUCUGCAGUUUGGCAGGUGUCUUUCACAGGUGACACCCCAUCCACCAUUUCUUCUAUUGCCCGAUGACACAGUCAGCUUAUACAAUACGUCACUUUAGAAACAUUGAUAUGAUAUGUAUGAAACUUGCAAAUGUAACGUUCUUGUGGUUUGCAGAAACGUACAAUGCCAACAUUUUCUUCUAGCAACUGGGCUGUCCAGAACUUGGACGACCACAAGAUGCAGUUGAAAGUUUGGGUAAAAGCCAAAAGUGUAGCACAGUUUUCAAGGUGAAAAAUGAACAUUUACUCUUUGGACAAAUGUCUUGCUUUCUGUUGAAGAUUCACAAUAUUACAUUGGCAGGAGUGUUCAGACUGCAGUCUAAUAAAUGUACAUCUGUGCAUAAUUUGUACAAUUAGUACAAAACAUUUUGACUACUACCUGCAAAAUAGUGAACCAUGAAAGUUACAUAGUGCAUGAUAUCAAUACAGUCUGUAGGAUGGAGUUUGGACACAGCACCUCAGUGCGGUGGUAACCACUAUUUAUUGUCAAGUGAUUGGUUGGGGUAGUUUAACGGUUGGAGUGAAACCUUUAGUUGCAACCUCUGCUGGUUGUGCUCAGAGCUCAUUACGAAAAAAUUGAAUUUUAUAUGUGAUCCCAGCCUACAUUAAGGGUCCAGUGUGUAGGAUUUAGGUGAAUAUAUUGGCAGAAAUGGAAUCUAAUAUAAUAAGUAUGUUUUCUUUAGUGUAUAAUUGAAUAAGAAUCAUGUUUUCAUUACCUUAGAAUGAGCCAUUUAUAUCUGCAUAGGGAGCAGGUCCUCCUCCAUGGAGUCUGCCAUGUUGCGUCACCAUGUUUUUACAGUAGCCCAGAAUGGACAAACCAAACACUGGCUGUAGAACAGGGCCAUUCACAUUUUUGUGUCACUCACCAUAGAUAGCAGCCCCUUCAUGAGGAGCCAAACAGCAUCAGAGAUAUACCGAUUUUUUUUUAACGUGGAGCUGCUUUAUUCAAUGUUUUUACCAGUUAAAAUCAUUGGGUCUGUUUGUUUUUGAGAGGAAGAGACCUCUGCAUAUAAUUCAGCUCCCAGGAAAAACCUCCUGAAUGGAUCUUAAGUUACAGUAUCGGAGAAAAACAUCGAGCACAGAUUAACCAAUUUUAAAACUGGUCCAUUUGUUUUGAAGAGGACGAGCCCUUUGUGGAUAAUUUGGCUCUUGGUAAAAAUCUGAACAAUGAACACUGAAGGAAUCCUAACUGGGAGUUCAUGUGUUGCACACGGGAGAAGUUUCAGCUGGUUGCAGUUUUCACUCCUCAACACUAGAUGCAUCUAAAUCCUACACACUGCUCAUUAUAAACAUUAAACAGUUCAUCACUGGUAAUAAACUCAUACUACAAAUGUCCUUUAUUCUGUGUUUCAGUUGUUAAGGGUUUAGUUUGUGAUCAGUCAUUACAGACAAAUUGUUUGUGAACUGCACAACCAGCGGAGGCUCUAUGUGUCAUGAUUCAUUAGUGCCAUUAUUUUUGCCUCAGAAACCUAAAAAUGAGGCUAAGCCUUUUUAGUUUGAUGUACAUUAAUAUACUCUUACCUUAACUUCAGGGGGACUUCUGUGCAAGAUGCCAUUCGUUUUCAUAAAAAAAAAAAAAAAGGAAUGCCACUUUGAAACUUGGUGAAACUCAAAAUUUUAAAUUGUUCAUGAAAUACGUCAACAUGAAGUUUCCAACUGUUGUGCAUUGAAUAGAAUAUCUACUUUACAUUAUACCACAUAUAUUGUUAAUUAUAUUAAUCUAACUGUCAAAUUCUACUGUAGUAUUAACACAUCCACUAUAUUGAGUUGGCCUUAAAUGUAACUGAAGCUAUAAAUACUUUGCAGUCUGGUAAAACUAUGUGUGAAAUAAGAAGAGUGUGUAGUGGCCACUGGUUACUAAUGAACACUCUGCAAAUGUUAAAUAUAUUCUUGCAACUCAAAUAAAACCAAAAAGAUAAAAGCAAUUCACAUUUCUGAGCAGAUGCUCUGUAAGCUCCACAAUGUGCUCAUUGACUGUGAUGUUUAAAAACCAAUCUGAGGUAUCAGUGGAAAUAUUUAUUAUGUUUUUUACUUUUCAGCUUGUGACUCUUGCCCUCUCAUUUUUCCUGUUUUUGCUGGAACCACAAAGCAUUAAGUCAGUGAUGGGACUCAGCAGAAAAAAUAUUAGUGCUGCGAUAUUACUGGCUGAUUAUGGCCUUUUCUGUAACUAUCAGUGUUGGCACAUAUUCCAACCAUAAUGCACAAAUAGAAUAAAUAAAAAGUAUUUAAACAGAAUCACUUGGGUAAGUUUGGGA